This is a messenger RNA of Babesia bovis T2Bo, 1003 nucleotides long. RefSeq names its product phosphoglycerate mutase 1 family protein. NCBI's taxonomy places the organism in Eukaryota, Apicomplexa, Aconoidasida, Piroplasmida, Babesiidae. Bases 184 to 930 code for a protein of 248 amino acids. The record is from RefSeq and is a predicted model, not a curated record. Gene Ontology annotation, molecular function: intramolecular phosphotransferase activity. The transcript is spliced from 5 exons. Gene Ontology annotation, biological process: glycolytic process.
AAUUUCACGGUAUAUUAACAUUUUGUACUGCAGUUCAGUAAUAGUUUGUAUCAGUGGUAUCAGCCCAACUUUCCAUUAACAGAUGCAUACACCCGAUCAUUGCAGCAACCUUCUACUAAUAAUAGCAUUCACUUUUCGCUUUUCUUUGCCUGCUGUUCAUUUACGGCCCACUUUUUUGUAAAAAUGAUGACCCUUGUCGUGAUUCGCCAUGGCGAGAGCGCAUGGAACUUGGAAAACCGCUUUUGCGGUUGGGUUAACCAGCCUUUGACAAAGUGUGGUGAGAAUGAGGCUAGGGAGGGUGGUGAAGCUUUGAAGAGGGAAGGCUUGACUUUUGGUGUUCUUUUCACUUCAGUUCUUGACCGUGCCAUAAAGACUGCUGACAUUGUUCUUGACAUUCUUGGUCAGACUGGCAUUCCUACUUUCAGGAGUUGGCGCCUAAAUGAGCGCCACUACGGUGCUCUUCAGGGUCUUAAUAAGGUUGAGACUGUGGAGAAGUACUCUUUAGAGCAGGUUAACCUUUGGAGGCGUUCUUACGACGUUCCUCCACCACCAUGUGAGACUACUAGUGAGUAUUACCCUGGUAACGACCCCAAGUACGCCGAUAUCCCUCGUGACGAAAUCCCUAAUGGAGAGAGUCUUGAGCACUGUGUUAAGCGUGUGAAGCCUUACUGGGAGAACGACAUUUUGCCAAUGCUCAAGAAGGGCGAGCCAGUACUGAUAGUCUCUCACGGAAAUGCUAUCCGUUCUCUUAUGAAGUUGUUUGACACUACCAACGAGGACGUCACUAAGUUGAAUUUGCCUAAUGGUGUUCCAUUGGUAUACAAGUUUUCUGAGGAUAUGAAGGUGGUUGAGAAGAAGUUCCUUCUUUCUGAGGAGGAGCUUAAGGCUCGCAUGGAGAAGAUUGCAAACCAGGUCAUCAAGAACAACUGAUUUCCACAUAACCAUACACGAAUUCUUUCCCCAAAACGUCAAAUAUACAUUCGCUUUAUGUUGUUCGUUAUUG